AUGCAAUCUAACGAUGCUUCUGGCCAUGAAAAGGAAAGAGAUGAAGUUCAGGCAACGGAAGGUGACCAGUUGAUAAGCGAUAUCUCGAGUUCCUGUGAAUUUGGCAGUGAUGCUGAAGGCGAAAGUUUUAUUCGCGCUCAGUGGUUUGAUGAAGUAGUCAAGGCAGAUACCGAUAAUAUUAGAAGGUUACUGCAACUUGGUGCCGACAUUGGCUGGGAGGAUUUUGAAAAGAGGACUGCACUUUACCUGACUGUAAGAAGUGGACACAAAGAAGUAGUAGACCUGCUAAUCGAGCAUGGUGCGGCUGUUGACGCAAGAGACGAGGAUUCAGAUACCCCACUUCACUUGGCUGCAAUGGAGGGACACAAAGAUGUAGUAGACAUGCUAAUCAAUCAUGGUGCAACU
Molecule: messenger RNA, 405 nt
Organism: Umbelopsis ramanniana AG
Lineage: Eukaryota; Fungi; Mucoromycota; Umbelopsidomycetes; Umbelopsidales; Umbelopsidaceae
Exons: 1
Molecular function (GO): protein binding
Source: RefSeq, a predicted model, not a curated record